This is a messenger RNA of Racocetra persica, 319 nucleotides long. The record is from the annotation of a GenBank genome assembly. Lineage: Eukaryota; Fungi; Glomeromycota; Glomeromycetes; Diversisporales; Gigasporaceae.
AAUUUCUCUACAAGAUGACUAUCCAACUGGUGGCCUGUUAUCUGGUAUUAUAUUUUCGGCUUCUACUUUAAAUCGUUAUUGUAGUAAACUAAACAUUCCACUGAAAAUCGAAUGUGCUAACGAAUCUGAAAAUUCUCUCUGCUUUCUUCAUAUAAUAUCUGCCUUAUCAAAAUUCUAUUCACCACAUAAAUCAUUAGAUCAACCAUUAGAUCAACUAUUAUAUCAACCGUUAUAUCAUAUAACACCUAUCACAUCAGCUGUUAGAUCAGCGAUUAGAACAACCAUUAGAUCAACUAUUAGAUCAACCGUUAGAUCUUAA